AUGGAAGUUGACCAGGAUACGCCGCCCGCGCUGCUGCAAAGUCGGGACGAGGCCAGCGGGAAACGCGAGGUAUAUCCACCGUCCUAUGAAAAAGAAUGUUGGAAUGCUAAAUGCAAACGCCAAAAUGUUCUUGAUGUCGGAGGCAAGCACGUUCUUUUUACGCGACGUACCCACCUCACAGGCAGGUACCACCAUAUGAAAAACCCCAAUAUACUUUUCAUCCAGGUCGACCAGAUGGCAGCGGCCGCAUUGCAAAGCUAUGGCGACAAGAUCUGUCAGGCUCCAACACUUGACCGGCUCGCUGAGACUGGUGUGGUGUUUGAACGAGCGUAUUGCAAUUUUCCAUUAUGUGCUCCCUCACGUUCAUCCAUGGCAACCGGGCAGCUGUGUUCGGCGAUUGGCGCAUACGAUAAUGCAGCAGAAUUCUCGUCUGAAAUUCCAACCUAUGCACACUACUUGAGAGAGUUCGGUUACCAGACAAGUUUGUCCGGCAAGAUGCACUAUAUCGGCCCUGACCAGUUUCAUGGUUUUGAGAAACGGUUGACCGCAGACCUCUAUCCCGCAGACUUCAGCUGGGUACCAAACUGGGGUGACGAAGGGAAGCGUGAUACCAACGACGCUCGCUCGGUGACGGUGUCCGGUACUUGUGAGAGAAGUGUGCAGAUAGACUUUGAUAACGAAGUGACGGAAAAAGCGAUCUCGCACCUGCGUGAGAUGGCAGCUUUAUCGGACAAGCGGCCGUUCUUUAUGCAGGUUUCUUACACUCAUCCACAUGAGCCUUACCUGUGUAAGCAGGCGUUCUGGGAUCUCUACAACCACGACCAGAUUCCGGUACCCAGGGUUGGGGCAUUGUCUGAAUUGGAGCACGAUCCACAUUCGGUUCGGUUGCUAAAAGACUUUGCUAUGUUUGGUGUGGAUUUUCCUCGAGAGGACGUCCAACGUGCCAGGCAUGCUUACUAUGGGUCAAUCAGUUAUCUCGACAGCCUUAUUGAAAAGUUGCUGGAAACACUCGCUGAUAGCGGUUAUAGCAGUAACACUGCCAUCGUCUUCACUUCUGAUCAUGGUGAUUUCCUCGGCGAAAGGGGGAUGUGGUUCAAGAAACACUUUUACGAGCCAUCCCUAAGAGUCCCACUCAUAAUCCAGGCGCCAUGGAUUUCUCCAUGUCGUAUUGACGAGCUGGUUUCCCUGGUUGAUUUGUUGCCAACCUUUAAUGGUUUCGCAACCGGGCAACGUUGGGAAUCCCAACACGAGGAGCUGGAAGAUCCUGAUGAGCGAAUAAAUCUCGCAAGGUCGGAGACACACGCAGGUUUAGUUGCGUCGUUCACACAUGAAGUUGUGGAUAAAUGGAACUCCGCACGCUUGUCUCACGAUAUACGCUUAAGUCAAAAACGCCGGGGACUGAUACGUUCCGCUCAAAGUCAGGGCGAUGCAGUACGCUGGAAUCAUGGAGAGGUGCCCGGUGAAAAAGUGCGGUGGUAUCGCGGGGAAGAGGGUUACAACGAAUGGGCGUUUAACUAUUUGCCGGUUAAAAACUAG
This is a messenger RNA of Nerophis lumbriciformis (worm pipefish), 1536 nucleotides long. Lineage: Eukaryota; Metazoa; Chordata; Actinopteri; Syngnathiformes; Syngnathidae. The record is from RefSeq and is a predicted model, not a curated record.